GUGGUUACGGUGUUACCCUGGGCUCUGCUUCUCACUCACUCUCAUACAAACCUCUCCCCAUCCCUUCAACAAAAACCUCGGCCCGCCCGCCCGCCCGCCCGCCCUCGCACAGCGCCGCGUUGUUGGCGGGCAGCCGCAGGAGAGCGACGCCAGAGGGAAGGGGCAGAGCAAGAGCGAGAGAGAGAUUAGCCUGGGACAAACAGAGAGAGAGCGAGGAUUCAGAUGCCAUCUCCACCAACUCUUCCCCUUCUCUUCCUUGUGAAACUGCAGACAGCCUCAGCAUUCAUGUGGUAGAGGGACGGAAGCCGUUCCUAACAUUCUGGGGUUAUUGGAGUGGCAGGAUUUUUUCUGGAGUUGAGCAUCAAAUUCAGAAGACUGAAGCCCAGGCUUACUGUCUACCUUUCACGGAGGCCAAGCCGUGAGAGGACAGAGGAAGGAACGUGGCGAAUCAUGACAGCAGAUAAAGAGCGAGAUCGCGAUCGGGAUAAGGAGAGAGAUAGAAGAGAUAAACGGGAGAGCGAACAUUGUAGGCCACGGCGCAGUUGUACUUUGGAAGGAGGUGCCAAGAAUUAUGCUGAAAGUGACCAUACGGAAGAUGAAGAAAAUGACAAAGACAGUGCGACAAAUGAGGAUGCUGGAAAGAAAUCAAAAAUAAAGAAACCGCCUAAAAAGAAAUCGCGCUACGAGAGAGCAGAGACUGGUGAUAUAACUUCAUUUGUAACAGAGGACGAUGUUGUCUACAGGCCUGGAGAUUGUGUUUACAUAGAGAGUCGUCGUCCCAACACACCGUAUUUCAUCUGCAGCAUCCAGGAAUUUAAACUGAGCAAACGGGACCAUCUGUUAAUGAAUGUCAAGUGGUACUAUCGCCAAUCAGAAGUGCCUGACUCAGUCUACCAACAUCUAGUUCAGGAUCGACAAAAUGAGAAUGGCCGCCGCUACCGCCAGGAUGUGCUUGGUCAUCAGUGGAAUCUGUCAGCGAGUCCGGAGGACGAGGAGGCAGCGUGGGUGCGGCAACAAAGUGACGCCCAACAGGAAGAUGCAGCGGCUGGUGAGCGGGGAGGGAGCCCCACAGACACCUACGCGCGUCCUGCGCGUGGCAACAGCGUGAAGAAAGUGUUGGCCCCAGGAGCUGCAACGAGAGAUUCUGGCCGUGAGCUUGUGAUCACAGACCCAGUAAUUAGGAGUCGGGAGCUCUUCAUUUCAGAUUAUGUAGACACCUACCAUGCUGCAGCACUCAGAGGGAAAUGCAAUAUUAUACAUUUUUCUGACAUAUUUGCCGCGAAAGAAUUCAAGCCACAACUGGACCAAUUUUUUUAUAUUCUGGGCUACAACCCAGAGACGAGGCGGCUGAACAGCACGCAGGGAGAAAUCCGUGUGGGACCCAGCCAUCAGGCGAAGCUUCCAGAAUUGAAGCCUCUUCCCCUGUCCAGUGGUGAGAUGGUCACAGAACACGAGGAGCUGGUUUGGACACCUGGUGUCAACGAUUGCGAGCUUCUGAUGUACUUGAGAGCGGCCAGGAGUAUGGCUGCCUUUGCGGGCAUGUGUGAUGGUGGAUCAACAGAAGAUGGCUGCCUUGCAGCAUCUCGAGAUGACACUACAGUUAAUGCAUUAAAUACUUUACACGAGAGCAGUUACGACGCAGGGAAGGCCUUGCAGCGACUGGUUAAGAAGCCCGUGCCCAAACUGAUUGAAAAAUGCUGGUCUGAGGAUGAAAUGAAACGCUUCAUCAAAGGGCUGAGGCAGUACGGCAAGAACUUCUUCAGGAUUCGCAAAGAGUUGCUUCCAAAUAAGGAGACGGGCGAACUGGUAACAUUUUACUACUACUGGAAGAAAACCCCAGAGGCAGCCAGCUCCCGAGCUCACCGUCGACAUCGCAGGCAGGCUGUAUUCCGGAGAAUUAAAACACGCACUGCAACAACUCCAGUGAACCCAUCGCGACCACCAUCUGGUGAAUUCUUGGAUCUCAGCUCAGCCAGUGAGGAUGACUUUGACAGUGAGGACAGUGAACAGGAAUUGAAAGGCUACGCCUGCCGUCAUUGUUUCACCACCACAUCCAAAGACUGGCAUCACGGUGGAAGGGACAACAUAUUAUUGUGCACAGAGUGUCGGAUUCAUUUCAAGAAAUACGCGGAGCUGCCACCCAUCGAGAAACCAGUGGAUCCCCCGCCAUUUAUGUUUAAACCAGUUAAAGAAGAGGAAGAUGGGCUCAGUGGGAAACAUAGCAUGAGGACCAGAAGGAGUCGGGGCUCGAUGUCUUCACUGCGCAGUGGUCGUAAAAAGCAGACGGCCAGCCCCGACGGUAGAACCUCACCUAUCAAUGAAGACAUCAGGUCCAGCGGCCGUAACUCUCCCAGUGCUGCUAGCACAUCCAGUAAUGAUAGCAAAGCUGACUCUAUGAAAAAAUCCAGCAAGAGGUCUAAGGAUGAUCUGUCAUCACCGUCAAAGAGCACCAAACGCCAAAGAGAAAAAGUUGCUUCUGAUACAGAAGAACCGGAAAGAUUAAAUUCGAAGAAAUCUAAAACGCAGGAGAUCAGCCGGCCAAACUCACCAUCGGAAGGGGAGAGUUCUGACAGCCGCAGUGUAAAUGAUGAAGGAAGCAGCGAUCCAAAGGAUAUUGAUCAGGACAAUCGCAGCACGUCACCUAGUAUACCAAGCCCAAGGGACAAUGAGAGUGAUUCUGAUUCCUCGGCUCAGCAGCAAGUGCUGCAGUCUCAGCCUCAAGUCCAUCAGAGUCCAUGUGCCUCCAUGCCUCUAACUUCACUGGAACCGCCACAAAUGCCCCCACCGGCAUCUUCCUGCGCCGUAUCCAUUCCUCAAACGUUGUCCCCGGUUCCACUGCCUCGGAGUCAGACACCGCCUCAUUCUCUGAUUCAGCCUGCGCCGCAGCUCCAUCCCCAGAGACUCACGUCGCCUCACCCGCCGAUCCAGCAGCAGCUGCAGCCUCAGUCACAGCCCCUGCCGCAGUCGCAGGUCCCGCUCCAUUCGCUGGUGCAGCCGCUGCCUCACCCGCUGCAGGCCCCCGCUCACAUCCAGCACCAGCUGCAAGGGCCAUCGUUCUCCAUCAACCCCCCGCCUCAGAUCGCACAGGCCUCGUCCGCCCAGGUACCGGCCACGGGGCAGCCGCACACUCCGACGCAGGUCCCGGUGCUGCCUCUGCCCGCCCAGCUGCAGCCUCCGAGGGAGCAGCCUUUGCUGCCUGCCCCUGUCACGAUGCCUCAUAUUAAACCGCCGCCCACAACUCCAAUUACACCCAUUUCCAACCAGCAGUCCCAUAAACCACCGACCCAUCUCGCAGGCCAUCCUCCGUUCCCACAGAUGCCUUCAAAUCUUCCGCCUCCGCCGGCUUUAAAGCCGCUGAGUUCCCUGACUACCCACCAUACCCCCUCCGUUCACCCACCACCAUUGCAGUUAAUGCCCCAAACGCAGCAGAUCCAGCCUCCCCCUGCACAACCCCCUGUGUUAACCCAGGCCCAGAAUCUCCCGACAAGCACAACGCAUCCCCAAGCCGUGCCCCACCAAGUUCCUCCCCAGCCUCCCUAUGCCCAGCAUUCCUUCAUCCCGUCUGGUGCUCCCAACAUUGCGCCUUCGUCGGCAACCUCCGCCUCCAGCGUGGCGCCAAUUUCUGCCAUUCAGCCUACAGCAUCCAUCGUGACAUCCAUGUGUUCCACCGGCAACGUUUCAAACACCCCUCCUGCCACCAUGACCAACAUUCAGAUUAAAGAGGAAAUCCAGGACGAGCAAGAGGACCCAGAUAGUCCUCCACCAUCUCCAAACAGAAGUCCAUCUCCAGAGCCAACAGUGGUUAGCACUCCGAGCCACGCCAGUCAGUCAGCCAGGUUCAUUAAGUAUUUGGAUCGUGGCUACAACUCCUGUGCAAGAACAGACUUGUACUUUGUACCAUUGCAAGGCUCAAAGCUGGCCAAGAAGCGGGAAGAAGUGAUAGAGAAGGCCAGGCGAGAAGCGGAGCAGAAGGCCAAAGAAGAGAAGGAGAAGGAAAAAGAGAAAGAGAAAGAGAGGGAAAGAGAGCGGGAACGUGAGAGGGAAGCGGAGAGAGCAGCGAAAGCAUCCAGCUCUUCCCAUGAGAGUCGCAUGGCGGAAUCUCAGCUUGUUGGACCAACGCAUUUAAGACCUUCGUUUGAGCCUCCACCAACGACCAUUGCAGCUGUUCCUCCUUACAUUGGACCUGAUACCCCAGCACUAAGGACACUCAGUGAAUAUGCGAGGCCACAUGUUAUGUCCCCAACCAACCGUAACCACCCAUUCUUUGUUCCAUUAAAUGCAUCUGAUCCCAUCCUGGCUUACCAUAUGCCUAGCCUCUACAGCGCUGACCAUGGGAUGAGAGAACGAGAACUGCGUGAACGAGAGAUUCGGGAGAGAGAGAUUCGCGAAAGGGAGUUCCGUGAGAGGAUGAAGCCGGGUUUUGAGGUUAAACCUCCUGAACUGGAAGGCCUUCAUCCAGCUGCUAAUCCCAUGGAUCCAUUUGCUAGGCACGGUGCCUUAACAAUCCAACCCGCAGCGGGGGUUCAUCCCUUCCCUCCUUUCCACCACGGGUUGAAUCCAUUGGAAAGAGAAAGACUCGCUCUUGCGGGCCCUCAGCUGCGGCCCGAGAUGUCCUACGCUGACAGACUGGCAGCAGAGAGAAUACACGCUGAGCGCAUGGCAUCACUUGCAAAUGACCCACUUACAAGACUACAGAUGUUCAAUGUGACGCCACAUCACCAUCAACAUUCACACAUACAUUCACACUUACACCUACAUCAGCAAGACCCGUUACAUCAAGGUUCAGGAGGUGUGCAUCCAUUAGUGGAUCCACUGGCUGCUGGUCCCCAUUUGGCCCGUUUUCCUUACCCGCCUGGUGCAAUCCCGAACCCACUGUUGACCCAAGCUCCUCACGAACAUGAAAUGCUCAGGCAUCAUCCUGUCUUUGGUGGACCUUACAGAGACAUGCCCGGUGCUAUUCCAGCCCCAAUGUCAGCAGCGCACCAACUCCAGGCGAUGCAUGCCCAGUCGGCAGAACUGCAGAGACUAGCCAUGGAGCAACAGUGGCUUCAUGGCCACCAUCACAUGCACGGAGGCCCCCUUCCUGGACAAGAAGACUAUUACAGACUCUGGGUUCCUAUCAAUAUUAGGCAAGGUGGAAACCCUAGCUGUGUGAACUCAUUAGAUUGCAACAAAACUUUCGACUGAAAAAAGAAAGUGACAAGCCUCUUUAAGCCCUGAAUCUUGUGGAGGCUCGCUCAUGAGGCCAAGGAUUACUCAACCAGUACUGUGGAAGGACCUCUGACAUCCUGCAAGAACAAAACAAAAUGGAGAUUAUAUCAAAAAGCAUUUCCCACCCCCACCUCCCCCCAAAAAAGGAUUGUAUGAUUUUAUUUUAUGAUAUUCCUUUCUGGAGGGCAAAUCACUCGAUGCUGGCGGUGGAUCUUUGCACGACGUUGUGUUCUAUUAUGUGAUAGUGGGAAAUGAGCAGUGUUUCCAGCUGUUCUUGCAUUGGUACCAGAGCAGGUUUCAAUCGGUCACUGAACAAUGCAUCCUUACAAAAGAAAAAAAACGAUUAAACCAAGUUCUAGUAGAAGUACUAUAACACAUUUCAUGAUUCCUUAAAUAAUAUGUAGGAUAUCUUUAAAGAGAAAAAAAUCUGUGGCAUGGCUUCUGAAUUUGUAAAUAAAGAAAAUGAACCGUGUACGUAAAGGAUUAGUUGUGGAUUUCUAAUUGGAUGGCAGACAGCAAAGCUAAGUGUUUUAAACGGCUCCGCUUCCUUUGAUUAAAGGAGAAGGUAGCUGUAUGGUAACGUUUGCUCUGGAAUGGAAUGUUUUUUGGUUUUUUGUUUCAACUGUUUCUGGAGGCAGUGGCAUGCACCGAAAGGUUGCUGGGAUCGUGGUCCAGACAAACAUUGACAUAGAUUUCAAAUAUAAUAACGAAAGGCUGUAUAACUAGUAUAUUGCCAUCGCCGAGUUUGGACAUCCCAUACCGUGCCGGUCAACAGUGCAGACUAUUACUAGACUGAUCGCUUUCCAACAGCAUGAAAUAUUGUAAGCUUUCCAUUCUAAUCAUUAAAAAAAACAUUUUCAGUAUCUGAAAUAUUUAAGAGAUGGUUGAAUCUUUUAACUCCAUUUUAUAGUUAUAAUUCAAUGAUUUAAUAUUUUAAAAAAAUAAACUAAUUAUAAGGAACAAAUAAGCUACUUUUAUAUUUGAUGCAUUUAAUUUCCAACAUCUUUGUUCUUGUUAAAUAUUAGUAAUUGCAUAUACCUGUGACAUCAUUACCGUGUUUUCAGUUUUGCUUGCCAACUUAUUUUGUUAUAUGAGGGCGAUAUCUUGUCAUUUGGGUAUCCGAAUCAUGGCUACUGAAGUGUCUCAAAAUGGAUUGUAAAGUUUGGGGAAACUGAUAAAGGACCAAAAAUAUAAGCUAAAGGAUUAUUAUUAGCCCUUCUUUUAACGGUGGGUCACUGAGGGGCAUUUGUGAAACUCAGUUCCCCUCAGCUGUGGUUGUAAAUUGCAAGCGUUUGUGCAUUUCUCUCGUAAUGGCAAAGAGGGAUCAAUCUUCUGCAUUAAACAAGGAGUUGGAAUACAGGCAUGAGCUUGUGAUUACUGAAGCCUGAUGGAAAGUAUCCUUUUAUUUCUGGGAUAAAUGUUCUAAAGUUAAAAGAUAAUAGCCAGUCAAAGGCAUUCAGUUUUGAGGUUCAUUUUAUUAUAAAUAUUGUAGUAGCUGUUUUGAUUUUGGGGCUGUUAAUUACCUUGUGGAAAUUUAUACCCAUUUUUGCUUAAAAGUAGCAGAAAAUUGUCAUAGUUAACCAAUGUGCACCAGUGUCUGGUGUCAGUGGUUUAGGUAUCUGAGAUGCCAGCAGUUAUUUCGAUAAAGUAACAUUAAUUUUAGAGCAGGGUGCUGCUAUUUUGCUUUUGUCAAUCACGUCUCUGUAUCUUUUUUUUUUUUUUUAAACUGAAAAUAUCAUUCUUAAAAGUUCUUGGCAAUUUUGUGCUUUCCAUUUUAUUGAUGAAGCUAUUACAUAGUGUCAGAAGCUGAACGCAGAGUCUGGCUUUGACUGUCUGCACUGGGUGACUGGUUUCCUGAUGGUGCGUAUCUGUCUUUCCCCUUGAUUUUAUCAAGGACUGUAUAUUUGCCAUUGUAGACUGUUAUGUGGUGUUCACUGUCAUAGGACUGUGUUUAAAAGGAAGAACUACAUGAUGUACUGACAGCCCCGAUAGUGACACAAAGUUUCAGGUUUUUUUAUUUUUGCUUUUGUGUUUUCAAAAGUAUAAUGUUUAAUGUUGUCAAUGGUCCAGCUUCUUAUUUCACUGCAGCAUUAGCAGAAUGUAAAUUCUGAUGCUAAAUUUAUAUAUAUCUUGAAGCUUAAUGUAUAUAAUAGUAGUUUGCCAUGGGAUAACACAAUGUAAACAAACUGUAGAAGCAACGAUUGUGAGUUCUGUGUUUUCUCCAUUUGAGUAUUUUGUAAUUUUUGAAAUAUUUGUGACUUAAAUAAACCAACAGAGCUGCAA
This is a messenger RNA of Amblyraja radiata (thorny skate), 7494 nucleotides long. It is a transcript of the gene rerea, whose product is annotated as arginine-glutamic acid dipeptide (RE) repeats a. The record is from RefSeq and is a predicted model, not a curated record. Lineage: Eukaryota; Metazoa; Chordata; Chondrichthyes; Rajiformes; Rajidae. The transcript has 24 exons. Gene Ontology annotation, biological process: regulation of DNA-templated transcription. Bases 451 to 5187 code for a protein of 1578 amino acids. Gene Ontology annotation, cellular component: nucleus. Gene Ontology annotation, molecular function: transcription corepressor activity; chromatin binding; sequence-specific DNA binding.